Molecule: messenger RNA, 1387 nt
Organism: Tupaia belangeri chinensis (Chinese tree shrew)
Lineage: Eukaryota; Metazoa; Chordata; Mammalia; Scandentia; Tupaiidae
Product: HLA class II histocompatibility antigen, DO alpha chain-like
Exons: 3
Source: RefSeq, a predicted model, not a curated record
GAGGAAACAUGCCUUCAUCCCAGUCCUGAUGUAAGGGAUGAGCCUUUGGAAAUCAGGGCCUCCUUCCUCCUAGUGCCUCCAAGGGUGACCGUGCUCCCCAAGUCUCCAGUGGAGCUGGGCCAGCCCAACAUCCUCAUCUGCAUCGUGGACAACAUCUUCCCCCCUGUAAUCAACAUCACCUGGUUACGCAAUGGGCACGAGAUCACCGAGGGGGUGUCCCAGACCAGCUUCUACUCCCAGCCUGACCAUUUGUUUCGCAAGUUCCAGUACCUGACCUUCGUGCCCUCAGCCAAGGAUGCCUAUGACUGCAAGGUGGAGCACUGGGGCCUGGACGGGCCGCUCCUCAAGCACUGGGAGCCCCCAGUGCCAACCUUGCUGCCAAACACCGCAGAGACUCUCGUCUGUGCCUUGGGCCUGACCGCUGGCCUGCUGGGCUUCCUCGUAGGCACCUUCCUCAUCAUCACAAGCACACGUCUGCCCAAUGGCCCCAGAUAAUGAUCCUUCUGAAGCAAACCAAUUGUAGGAAACAGCCUGCUAUUUCCUUGCAGGAUUUUAACAACCCUUGCAUGCAUGCUCAGUGACACAGUCUACUCUGUAUACCCUACUGUGCUGACUUUGAAUGGGAUUGACCUCUGUCCUAUAGGUCACCUCCUUCUGACCCCAGGACUCAUGGUAGGACAUGCAGGGCACCAACUACCUCCCCUUCUGACCAUGGCAUGCACAUACACACACAUACACACACACACAAUCCUUGCUUUACCCAAGGCUCUGGAUAGCAGCACUAACUUUUCCAAUGGUGUUUGCACUGUAUCCUUUUUGCCAGGUCUUGGCCAGCUAUCCCAGGGUGUGUGAGAUGCUGGGACCUGGAAGAGGGGUCCUGGGUGACCAAUGAGCAUGACCACGUGGACUGGAGAUUUGUAACUAAGUAACAAUGUGUAUUAUUUUGUGAAUGGGUCAUUUCACAAAGACUUCUCAGAAUCUGCUUCCUGAAUUAAGAUUUGCCUUGCAAUGGAUGAAAAAGUAUUCUGUCCUUUGUAAUUCCCUCAACUUAGGACAGUCCUGAAGGCACUUGGAAAGGGAAGGUUCAUGGGGAUUCCACUCCUAUCUGGAUUUAUUCUGUAUGACGAAGCCACUGGCGUCCAGCUAUGUUCUACAUCAUCUCCUUUUCAACAUUUCCUGAAGGCCCAUGCAUGACAGAGAGAAGUCCAAGGCUUAGAAAAGAUGCUACUUCCCUCAAUGGGGUCAAUUAUAUCAGGUAUGGGGGUAGCAGAGUAGACCUGGAAGAUGUGUGGUAGGAGAGGAGCUCUAAGAGAGUUCCAUGUGAACAUUUUCUAAUUACGUGGCCCGGGAGAUUUUAGUUUACUGCAAAAAAAAAAAAAAAAAAAAA